This is a messenger RNA of Andrographis paniculata, 3492 nucleotides long. Its product is annotated as putative pentatricopeptide repeat-containing protein At1g74580. The record is from RefSeq and is a predicted model, not a curated record. NCBI's taxonomy places the organism in Eukaryota, Viridiplantae, Streptophyta, Magnoliopsida, Lamiales, Acanthaceae. The transcript has 6 exons. Bases 549 to 2861 code for a protein of 770 amino acids. Gene Ontology annotation, molecular function: protein binding.
UCAAUUCUUCCUUUCUUCCCCGCACUCGUUUCUUCCCCAACCCUGCAAAUCUUCUUCCCAACCCUGCAAAUCUUCUUCCCAACCCUCCUUAUCCACACGCACACCUUUCACUAAUUUUUUCCUACUGUCCUCCCUUAAUUCACAUUUUCUUCAUCGUCUCAAGUUUCAGAUAUGAAAUGGAAGGAAUUAAACGAGAAAGAGUAACAAGCACACUCUAAGAAAUGAAAAUUUGAGCGAUUUCAGGAAGAUUUUGGAAAAAAUCUGAUAUUUUCUUCGUACCUGAAGAGUCCUGCCCGUGCCGGUUCCGGCGAACCACAAACACAACCCUAGCUUUUCUCAGUUAUCCUGCAAAAAUCUGGAUUGUCGUGGUUACUUUGAUGUCAAUUCGAAUCAAUCCGUGCUAAUUUUGGUGAAGCAGAUUGAGAAUGACACGGGCGGGGGAAAUUCAUUGGAGCGGUAAAUCGUUCAUCUCUUCGGUUUUAAUUGAAAUGUUCGAAUGGAAUUGAUGCGUUUUGGUCCAAAUAAUUGAUCCGAGUGUUUUUGUUCGAAUGAGUUUUGCUGUUCUUCCUAAGCACGUAGCCGCGGUGAUAAAAUGGCAGAAGGAUCCGUUGAAGGCGAUGGAUAUGUUCAAUUCUGUGAAGAAGGAAGAAGGGUACAAGCACACAGUGUUGACAUACAACUGCUUGAUUGAGAAGCUAGGUUUUAAUGGCGAAUUCGAGGCCAUGGAGAAGAUAGUGGCUGAGAUGAGGGAAAAUUUGGACAACAAUUUGAUGGAAGGGGUGUAUGUGAGUGUGAUGAGGAAUUAUGGAAAGAAGAAGAAAAUUCAGGAGGCUGUGGAUGUGUUUGAGAGGAUGGAUUUCUACAAUUGCGAGCCGACGGUGAUUUCUUACAAUGUGAUCAUGAAUAUCCUUGUCGAAAACGGCUAUUUCGAUCAGGCUCACAAGGUAUACAUGAGGUUAAAGGAUAAGGGGAUUGCGCCGGAUGUACAUACAUAUACAAUUAGGAUAAAAUCGUUUUGUAGGACAGGUAGGCCGUGUGCUGCGCUGAGGCUUUUGAACAACAUGCCAUUUCAGGGUUGCGAGUUUAAUUCGGUGGCAUAUUGUACGGUGAUUAGUGGAUUUUAUGAGGGGGACUGUGGAGGGGAGGCGCUGGGGUUGUUUAACAGGAUGUUGAGUCUUUGUAUCGUUCCUAAAGUUGCUACGUUCAAUAAGUUAAUCCACACGCUUUGUAAGAAGGGGAGGAUUCGAGAAAGUGAAAUGUUGUUGAAUAAGGUUGUUAAGAGAGGUAUCCUCCCGAAUUUGUUUACAUACAACAUAUUUAUACAAGGUCUUUGUAAGAGAGGUCUUCUUGAUGAGGCUGCUCGGGUUGUGGACAAUGUGAGAGGAGAAGGGCUUUCUCCGGAUAUUGUGACAUAUAAUACGUUCAUAAGUGGUUUGUGUAGGUGCUCUAGAGUUGAGCAAGCAGAGGCGUAUAUGCAUAAAAUGGUUAAUAGUGGUUUGGAGGUGGAUGCUUUCACGUAUAAUACGAUCAUUGAUGGUUAUUGCAAGCUUGGUAUGGUGCAAAAGGCGGAUAAAGUUCUGUCUGAUGCUGUGUUUAGAGGGUUUGUGCCGGAUGAGUUUACGUAUAAUUUGUUGUUGUACGGGUUGUGUGAGGAUGAUGAUAUAGAUAGGGCUGUGAGUACGUUUAGGGAGGCCGUUGGGAAAGGUAUAAAGCCGAAUUUGAUUAUGUACAAUACUUUGAUCAAAGGGUUUUGCAAGCGCGGCCUUAUUUUGGAAGCUUUGCAGCUGAUGAAUGAGAUGGAGGGGAGCGGGUGCAGGCCCGACACAUGGACGUAUAACCUGAUUAUAAAUGGAUUCUGCAAGAUGGGCUGCUUGAAUGACGCGACUAUCCUUAUAAACGGUGCCAUCACUAAAGGAUUUCGUCCGGACAUAUUUAGCUUCAACACGUUGAUUGAUGGUUAUUGCAAGCAAUCGAAGAUGGGGGAGGCGCUUGCCAUUGUUGAUAGCAUGUGGGAGCACGGAAUUGGCCCGGAUGUCAUCACAUAUAAUAUCGUGUUGGAUGGACUUUGCAAGGGUUCAAAAUGUGAUGAUGUAUGGGAAAUAUUUGAAGGGAUGGUGGAGAAGGGUUGUAUGCCGAACAUUAUUACUUAUAAUAUACUUAUAGAAAGCUUUUGUAAGGCUUGGAAACCAGCAAGAGCCUUGGAGCUUCUCGAUGAAAUUCAGCGAAACGGCCUGUGUCCGGAUACAGUAACUUUCGCUACUCUGAUUAAUGGAUUUUGCAGUAACAGGGACUUGGAUGGAGCUUAUGAGUUGUUUAGAAGAAUGGAAAAGCAAUAUAAUCUUUCGCCUACAUUAGCAACGUGUAAUAUUCUCAUCAAUGCAUUUUCCGAGUGUUUAAAUAUGGAUUUUGCUGUGAAACUAUUUCAAGAAAUGGGCGAGAGAGGUCUUUUUCCAGAUAACUACACUUACCGUUGUAUGGUCGAUGGUUUUUGCAAGACAGGAAACAUCGAUGCCGGAUAUCAAUUGCUUCUAGAAAAUGUCGCAAAGGGGUUUGUUCCAUCCCUAAAAACAUUCGGGCGCGUUUUAAAUUGCUUGUGUGUGAAGAAUAGAUUGCUUGAGUCGGUUGGAAUUAUACACCUCAUGGUGGACAAGGGGAUUGUUCCUGAUGUUGUGAACACGAUAUUUGAAGUGGAUAAGAAAAAAGUUGCUGCGCCGAAAAUUGUUGUGGAAGACUUGUUGAAGAAGUCCCACAUUACUUAUUAUGCUUAUGAGCUAUUGUACGACGCUAUUAGAGAUAAGAAGCUAUUGAGGAAGAACAGAAGAUACAAAAUCCUGUUUGGCUCGAAAAAUGGCUCAAAAUGAAGUAUUCUUGUUGAAUUGGAGAUCGAAAUACAGGGCUUUGAUAGUGAGGCACUCCUGUUGUACGAUGUUUCGCUUAUGGAUGAAGAAGUUCACUGACAACUUUGCAUCUAAUGGCGUGGGUAUAUUGUUAGUAACUUACGAUAGGUGUUGGAGCUAAUGUUGACCGUGGGACAACAUAUGUUGAUCAAGUAGUGACUGCUAAUGUUGCUAACGAUUGUUUGUCAACAGUUGCCGAACCCUAUCCCAGAGCAGGUCAUAGAUGAAUUUGGCUGGCGCAUAUUACUGGAUAUGUGCUAAAGAACCUUCAAUAAAUGCUGCAUGUGUUGCGCACUCAUCUGCCAAACAUUACACCUCCAUCAUACCGAGGCACAACCAUACGGCAUUUAUAUUAUGUUAGGACUAUGCUAUCUGGACAACAUUUGGUUCUGGAAAAUGGGUCUACGCAAGGAGAGUCAAUACAAGAAUUUUCUGAGCUGGAAGCUCAGAUGCCCCUCCAGAUUUGGGUUACUCAGAAGAACAAUGGCCUCUGGGCGAAGAAGGUAGCUUUGAUGGAAGUCAACUUCUUAUGACUUGUCCUCUUACAUUUUUGUGAAAUGUUCCCCGAGUAACCUUCUUCUUGGACGUGUACUGG